Bombina bombina (fire-bellied toad) is the source of this 495-nucleotide messenger RNA. RefSeq names its product cilia and flagella associated protein 276 (gene CFAP276). The transcript has 5 exons. Bases 1 to 495 code for a protein of 164 amino acids. Lineage: Eukaryota; Metazoa; Chordata; Amphibia; Anura; Bombinatoridae. The record is from RefSeq and is a predicted model, not a curated record.
AUGUCACCCACCAGAGACCCAUACCCAUACCCACGUUAUGAAAAUGAAAACACCUACAGGGUGAAAGAAGUGCAGAAUGUGACCUACAGGAAACCCACUCACUUGGCACAACAGGAAGACCCGUGGUAUCGUCUAAAUGCCACCCCAACUCUGUCUAGUGCCAGGAGGGAGGUGUAUUACCAUGAUCCAGAGGCACCAUCUGAUAGUCUGGAUUUUCAUCUUAAAACAUUGUAUAAUCAUCACGAGGGCCUCCUCAAAGACCGCAAUGAGACUUUGUUUCAAAGAGAGACCUACACAGAGAACCAUGGGAGAAUUUUGAAGAAUAGAAAAAAGGAACCUUUGCCUCUUGAGGAUGAGAAAACAAGAAUACGAGAGUGGGUGUGUCCUCAGCGCAUCAGCAUUCAUAGCAUUAAUGGAGCCAUAAUGAGUCAUCACUCAGCCACCACCAACAGGGGCUACUCCCGCAAAAAAGAUGGAGGAUACUACAGCAUCUAA